AUGCAGCCUCAAUAUCGCGCCUAUGCGCAGCAGGUUGCCCAACGGUCACCUCAUGCGACGAACCAACGUCGAGGUGGAAUUGGCCCUAUGAUGUCCUCUGGGCCUCACCCCUCCGUUCCCCUCACUCAGGCACAGAUUGCCCAACAACAACAGGCCCAGGCCCAGGCCAGUGAGCUUGCCAAGCGACGUAGUCGAAAGCCUACCGAUAAAAAUAUUCCCGAAGGAGUAGAGGAUAGCAUUGUUGAUGUAGAUGGCGUUCAACGAUACAAAGACUUACGAGAUGUCGAACGACGGCUUGAUGCAACUAUCACGCGAAAGCGUCUGGACAUUGUUGAUUACACGAGUCGUGGAUCCAAGAGAUACAAAACAUUGCGAAUUUGGAUCAGCAACACGGUCGAAGAUCAGAUCUGGCAAAGCAACGGACUGAACUCCGACUCAUUCGACUUCACCCCCAGUAUGGAGGCCUCUUAUCGAGUUAAAAUUGAAGGCCGUCUACUCGACAACGAGGACGAGGAAACUGAGCAGUCUACGACCCAUGACGCCGUGAACGAGGAAGGAAAAGACUCAAAUGAUUCGGCUUCUAAGCAAAAAUCAGCAGAGAAGCCUCGGUUCUCGCACUUUUUCAAGUCCCUGACUGUCGACUUCGACCGAUCCCGUUUCCGAACUGGCAACGAACACACAGUCGAGUGGAAAAAGCCCGACGCUUCCGCCCGAAACCAGCCCGCUGCCAGUCUCCCUGCUGCAGCAGACUUCGAUGAACUCACCUUCAAAAGAAAUGGAGACGAAAACCAGAACAUCACCAUCAACCUGUUCCGCCAGGAAUCCCCCGAGAGAUAUCAGUUGAGCCCUGAGCUUGCCGAUGUCGUGGACAUGAAAGAUGCUACCCAUCAAGAGGCGGUCAUGGGUCUCUGGGAGUAUAUCAAGUUACUUGGGCUACAAGAAGACGAGGAAAAGCGUAAUUUUCGCUGCAACGAGCCUCUGAAGAAGGUUAUCAGACAAGGCGACAUCGGGCACAUCCCUCUGCUCAAUGAUUACGUGCAACAGCACCUUCGUCCUCUCGAACCCACUCGCCUGCAGUACACCAUCCGAGUUGACCAGGAAUUCCACAAGGACCCACAGCCUACGAUUUAUGAUGUCCAGGUCCCCGUGGAAGAUCCCCUACGUGAUUCCCUACUGCCUUUGCUCAACAACCCGCAGUAUAUCGCAAUGCUCAAGGAGGUAACAGGGCUUGACGACCAACUUGCUCGCGUAGUUCAAGCCAUCGCUGUAUCAAAGGCCAAGCAUUCCUUCUUCGAAUCUCUCAGCAAGGAUCCGGCCAACUUUAUCAAACACUGGUUGAGUUCGCAAAAGCGAGACCUCGAAGUAAUCAUGGGAGAAGCGCCAAGGGGAGGUGGAGAGCACGCAUCUGGUGAUGAAUGGCGCCGCGGUGGAAAGGACAGUGUCUGGGCCACCGAAAACGCUCGCGAGAGCGUCAACGUCUUGCUCUCCAAGCAGCGUUGA
This is a messenger RNA of Fusarium pseudograminearum CS3096, 1500 nucleotides long. RefSeq lists its product as uncharacterized. NCBI's taxonomy places the organism in Eukaryota, Fungi, Ascomycota, Sordariomycetes, Hypocreales, Nectriaceae. Gene Ontology annotation, biological process: regulation of transcription by RNA polymerase II. The coding region runs from base 1 to 1500 and encodes 499 amino acids. Gene Ontology annotation, cellular component: nucleus; SWI/SNF complex. The record is from RefSeq and is a predicted model, not a curated record. The transcript is spliced from 4 exons.